AUGAGAGUACGUCAACAUUGCCGACCUUUUCAACUGCUUGCUUCCCUUCUAUGUUGGCUACUAGCGUUCGUAGCAGCUAAUAAGGAGAAGAUAAACCAAAAUGAUUACCAAGUGUGUGCAGGUAUGUAUUCCAAAGAGGAUUGGAAGGGUAAAGUAGAUCCAUUUAUAUCGUUCAACGUCAAGAAAAUUAGCGAGCCAAUUGACGAAUCUGAUGCUGGUAUUGUCGUUGCGAUUUACGAUUUUCAAGAUUUCGAGCACUUGGGUGUAGAAUUGCCUGAUGGAGAACAGUACUAUAUCUGUGAUGAUUAUGCUAUUGACAUCGGAAUCUGUGAAGAAGAGCAUCGUGAUGAGUUUAUUGUCCAAGAAGUUGUUUACGAUCCAUAUACUUCCACGAAUAAAUCUCUCGCUAAUCCCAUCAUGACGUUUUCUAAAAACGACGUAGGUUUGCACGAUACUAAAUACCCGGUGACGAAAACUGGAUUUUACUGUGUUACUGCAUUCAGAUCAUCGAAAAGUACCAAAUUUAAUGCUGUGGUAAACUUCAGAAACGCUUAUGGUCACCUUGCAGGUACUGAGAUCAAUAAACUACCGCUAUAUGGUCUUUUGGCUGUCGCAUAUGUUGUAGCUAUGGCGUUAUAUUCAUUUGCCUUCUGGAAACACAAGCAUGAAUUGCUACCAUUGCAAAAGUAUUUGUUGGCCUUUUUCGUGUUUUUAACUGCAGAAACCAUUUUCGUCUGGGCAUAUUAUGAUUUGAAAAACGAAAAGGGUAAUACUGCCGGAAUUAAAGUUUAUAUGGUGUUCCUAUCAAUAUUGACAGCUGGUAAAGUCACAUUUUCAUUUUUUCUUCUACUGAUCAUUGCUCUGGGUUACGGUAUUGUUUACCCUAAAUUAAACAAGACUUUAAUGAGGCGUUGUCAAGUGUAUGCUGCAGUGACCUAUGCAAUUUGUAUCGGAUUUUUGAUUCAAAGUUAUUUGAGCAAUAUGCAAGCACCAUCUGCAUUGAUCUUAAUUACUUUGAUUCCAAUGGCGCUUGCUUUGGCUGUAUUUUACUACAUGAUUAUCAGCUCCAUGACAAAAACUUUAAUUUAUUUGAAAGAACAAAGACAGAUUGUGAAAUUGAACAUGUACAAGAGGUUACUCUUCAUCAUUUACGCUUCCUUCUUAAGUGUUUUAGCCGGCAGUAUAGUUUCAUCAUUUAUUUACAUUGGCAUGAACACCAUUGAUAUGAUUGAAAAGAACUGGAGAUCAAGAUUCUUCAUUACUGAUUUCUGGCCUACGUUAGUAUAUUUCAUUGUUUUUGUUACCAUUGCCUUCUUGUGGAGACCAACAGACACCUCAUACAUGCUAGCCGCAUCCCAACAACUACCUACAGACCCAGAAAACGUUGCGGACUUUGACUUGGGCGAUUUACAAUCGUUCGACGACCAAGAUGAUGCCAGCAUCAUCACUGGUGAGCAUGGUAUGGACGAAGAUGACCUGAAUUUGAAUUUCACUGAUGAUGAAGAAGGACGUGAUAAUGUAAAUAACCAUGGUCUAGGCCAUAAAACAUCGCCUACUUCUCCAAGAAAAUAA
Messenger RNA from Saccharomyces eubayanus, 1572 nucleotides. It is a transcript of the gene PTM1, whose product is annotated as Ptm1p. The transcript has a single exon. Gene Ontology annotation, cellular component: membrane; Golgi apparatus. The record is from RefSeq and is a predicted model, not a curated record. The coding region runs from base 1 to 1572 and encodes 523 amino acids. Lineage: Eukaryota; Fungi; Ascomycota; Saccharomycetes; Saccharomycetales; Saccharomycetaceae. Gene Ontology annotation, biological process: retrograde transport, endosome to Golgi.